Molecule: messenger RNA, 579 nt
Organism: Sodiomyces alkalinus F11
Lineage: Eukaryota; Fungi; Ascomycota; Sordariomycetes; Glomerellales; Plectosphaerellaceae
Exons: 2
Coding region: 1-579 (192 amino acids)
Source: RefSeq, a predicted model, not a curated record
AUGGCGCUCAUACCUAGGUCGCGUUGUAGUCGUCGUCGUUGUCGUUGUCGUUCCCACGGCAAGCACAAGCGACAUCCAAGGCGGAUUGACAUCCCCAAGAUGACCGGCUCAGCUCGAAAGAAUGAUCUGCCGGUUUGCUUCCAUCGCUUUACUGCGCUACCCGAACAUUGCAGCGCCAACAUCGAGCCUCAUCACUUUGACGAAGAUAUCGACGACAGCGACGACGAAUCCAAUGACUGCGAUUGUACCAACGCGGACGAAUGCGGAUGCUACGGCGAGGGAAAAGAUACAUCCGACGCGGGAGACGAUGCGUCGGAAACGUCGUACGACGGCCCGGACGCGGGCUGGUACUACCUACUCGAAGCGUGCCGGGAGGACCGGAAGGAGGAGCGGUGGUAUUUGAGACGCAUAAGAGAGGACGAGAGCCGCAAGGAAGAAGAGGUUCGCGCACCGUACGAAGCUCUGGAGAAGGCGGAGAAAGAAGGCCGCCAUACACCAUCUAUGCGUAGCCUCGCCGACACGUUGUUUCGACUUCGACUUCACUCUACCCAGUACCUCGACCUGUUUACGCCCGGAUGA